AAAUGACCUUGAAGAUUGUCUGCGGAUUAAUGUAUAAACAUGAUUACCUUGUUAAUGAACAAAAUAUAUUAAACCUGUUUCUUAAUUAAUUUGAUUAUUUUUCUUAAAAUUUUAUUUAUUCUAAAAUUGUAUCGAGAAGGGUCCGCAUUAAAAUGUCCGUUCAACAAUUAGACUUGGAAGAAAUGUAUAAAAAGAUUCCUGAAUUGAAAAGAAACGAAGUGAAAAUUUUGAAAAAUUGGGUAGAAAAACAACCGUAUCUACCAAAUAUCUCAGAAUUUCAAGUUGCGCUUUUUUUACAUAGCUGUUACUACAAACAAGAAGCGGCUAAAGCUGCUAUAGACGUUUAUUAUACAGUACGGACUUUAUGUCCAGAUAUUUUUCAAUGUAGAACUUGUAAUGACCCCGGAAUUCAAGUCGUAUUGGACCAUAGUGUUAUAGCGGCGACUCCGCUGCCGAAUGGAGACACUAUGAUCAUAGGUCGAUGUGGGGAAGCUGAAUAUUUCACGUUUGUAAAUCAAUUAAAAGUAUUCGAUGCAUUACUACAAUUAAAUUUACGUAAAAACGGACCUUUACCAGGACUUCAUAUUGUAGUUGAUUUGAAAAAUAUUACUUUCACUCAUUUUAUUAAACUUUCUUCUUCUGUUUUGAUUUUAAAAAAAUUUUUCUACCUAUUACAAGAAGGAUUGCCAGUUAGAAUAAAGUAUCUUCAUUUUGUUAACCUAGUUUCAUUUAUUGACAAGAUAUUAUCAUUAGGAAAACCGUUUUUGAAGAACGAAUUGAUUAAAUGCGUGAAAAUUCAUCAAAAAUUUGACAGUAUUUACGAGUAUAUUCCACGAGAAGCAUUUCCAAUUGAUUAUGGAGGCUCCGCUGAAUCUUUUGAGAAAUUACGACAAAACACUGCGUCGCUUAUCAAAGCUAACGAAAAGUUUUUGAACUCGGAAGACCUUCAAAGAGUAGAUGAAAGUAAAAGAUCAGGGAUACCUAAAAGUAUAAAUGAAAUAUUUGGAGUGGAAGGUAGUUUUAAGAAAUUGGAAUUCGACUAAUCAUUCAAAUUCAUUGUAUUGAUUUACAUUUUGUCUCUGUCAAUUGAUCAUUAAAAUUUUUAACAUA
Messenger RNA from Diorhabda sublineata, 1110 nucleotides. RefSeq names its product alpha-tocopherol transfer protein-like. Gene Ontology annotation, cellular component: membrane. The transcript is spliced from 6 exons. Gene Ontology annotation, molecular function: phosphatidylinositol bisphosphate binding. Lineage: Eukaryota; Metazoa; Arthropoda; Insecta; Coleoptera; Chrysomelidae. The record is from RefSeq and is a predicted model, not a curated record. The coding region runs from base 153 to 1043 and encodes 296 amino acids.